UCCAGUAAUUCACAUGACAGCCUUAACAUUCAAGCCGAAUCCGUCCGGAGUUCCAAAUUUCGUAAAUGGGUUCCCAAAGACAUCACUCAAGAGAUUCCGACAGAGAUCGUGAGAGAAGUAGAUCGCGAGAUCGUAGUCGCCGCUCUGAUACGUCACGUUCACGGCAUCGCGAUCGAAGCUCGGAAAGAUCAAGGAGGAGGAGGAGCCACAGUCCAGCUGCUCGAGAUCGCCACAGAAGAGAUUCACGCAGACACCGUUCCGAUCACUCGCGAUCUCCCGAUAGGCGUGACAGAAAGCGAUCCCGAAGACAUUCAGUGUCAAGCGCGUCAGAUGAUUCGCAGGAUUCAAGUAGUGACAGCUAUGACAGUGGAGAAGAAGACCGACAUAGACGCCACAGUAAGCACAGGAAACACAAAAAGGAUAGGAAACACAAGAAAGAUAAAAAGAAAAAGAGCAAGAAAAGCAAAAAGAGCAAAUCAAGUCAUCAGACUAUACAGUGGGGACAUUAUGGUGUCAUACACGACGCAGACAUAUUUACCAAAGAAGCGGAAUUCCAAGCUUGGCUGAUAGAGGUUAAGAAGAUGGAUGUGGAAACGCUCCCCAACACCAAGCGAAAGGACAUGUUUAAUAGUUUCAUGGAAGACUAUAAUACCGCCACUAUGCCACAUGAAAAAUAUUACAACAUGCAAAAAUGGGAAGCAAAGCAACAGGCUAUCCGCAUGGGUGAAAAGCCAGUAGAGGACAAUGCGGAAUUCAACUUUAAGAAUGACGAGGAAAACUUGCGGACACAACAAAGAAUGGCAGCCAAGCAGAGAAGUACAACGACGUUACAGAUGUCAAAUGCCGAUAUCUCUGAACUUGCCAGAGUCUCUCGAGAACGCAUAGAGGCUGACCGUUUGAGAAAAUUGGGCCUCACUCCAAAAACCUCCAUGGGUGUACGAUAUGAGCAAGGCUAUGAGUAGACAGUCCUAUAGUUCAUAAAACCUUCACUCCCUAUAAAAAUUGUUUUGUUAUGCAAUUUCUCUUAUGGGAACUGUGAACUCUUGCCCGACUACCGUGGACUGUAUAUCCAAAGAAGUGCAGGCAUGUUAGAGACUACUGACUCUCUGAGCAUUGUAUAAGCGGUCUGCUGCUUGUAUGCAUUUGAUUAUGACUUUUGAAGCACGUUCUCUGCAAUAUAGUACUUCGAUACCGCUAUAUUAUUUAACAUGGUUCGUUUUGCAUGUCUUUAAGCCUCCAUAAAGACGCUAUGUAGGUUGAAGUCAUUUUACUUUCAAUGUCUGUGCGCUAUGCAAAGGAGUGGAUCCCAACAUAUUAAUGUGUGAUGGCUAUCUCUCAAAUUAUAAUAAAAGCUCCCUCAUGGAAAUUUGCAUAAUGAAGAA
This is a messenger RNA of Umbelopsis ramanniana AG, 1382 nucleotides long. RefSeq lists its product as uncharacterized. Bases 66 to 962 code for a protein of 298 amino acids. The record is from RefSeq and is a predicted model, not a curated record. The transcript is spliced from 7 exons. NCBI's taxonomy places the organism in Eukaryota, Fungi, Mucoromycota, Umbelopsidomycetes, Umbelopsidales, Umbelopsidaceae.